Messenger RNA from Trypanosoma theileri, 966 nucleotides. RefSeq names its product putative electron-transfer-flavoprotein, alpha polypeptide. Bases 1 to 966 code for a protein of 321 amino acids. The record is from RefSeq and is a predicted model, not a curated record. Lineage: Eukaryota; Euglenozoa; Kinetoplastea; Trypanosomatida; Trypanosomatidae. Gene Ontology annotation, molecular function: electron transfer activity; flavin adenine dinucleotide binding. Gene Ontology annotation, cellular component: mitochondrion. The transcript has a single exon.
AUGCUGCGCCGUACUUUUCAGUCUUUGGGCAAAGUGCUUGUCGUUGCGGAGGUGUACAACGGCAAAGUUACCGCUGCCACGUUGUCAGCCGUCACUGCGGGAUUGAAAGUUGGGCCCGUCAGUGCUCUUGUGGCCGGUAAAAAUGGAGAAAAGACUGCUGCUGAUCUUGCCAAAGUAAAAGGUGUAGCGGAGGUACUCGUGGCGAAGGGCGAUCACUACGAUAAUGGUUUGCCGGAGGAGUACGCACCCCUCAUUGCGGCCGUGGCGAAGGAUGGUUACUCACAUGUCUUUGCUCCCAGCUCCGCAUUUGGAAGGAAUGUACUCCCGCGUGCGGCCGCAAAGGCGGAUGCGAUGCCAAUAACAGAUGUGACGGAUGUAAAAGACGCAUCUACGUUUGUGCGGCACAUGUACGCCGGCAAUGUUGUCUGCACCGUCACUUCUUCCGAUAAUGUGAAGUACGCCACUAUUCGCGGCACCAGUUUUGAGCGGGCGGCGGUGGAUGGCGGCAGUGCGGCGGUGAAAGACGUCGCGUCGGUGCCGCCCGCCGUGGGAACCUCCAAGUGGAUUCAAGACGUGGUGGAGACUAGCGACAAGCCGGAUCUGCAGACCGCCGCUAACGUGAUUGUCGGCGGACGUGGAUUGAAGAAUGCGGAGAACUUCAAAUUAUUGUAUGAACUUGCACAACCGUUAAAGGCAGCCGUGGGGGCAACACGUGCGGUGGUGGACGCCGGCUAUUGCCCGAAUGAAAUGCAAAUUGGACAAACCGGUAAAACAGUGGCGCCGAACUUUUAUCUCGGCUGUGGCGUAUCGGGAGCCAUUCAACACGUGGCGGGGAUGAAAGACUCAAAGGUUAUUGCUGUGAUUAACAACGACGCCGAUGCGCCGUUUUUUCAGGUGGCGGAUUACGGUUUAGUGGAGGAUCUCUUCGUGGCGGUGCCGAAACUCACGGAAAUGGUGAAGAAGUAG